AUGUUAAAGAAUUUUGAAUUUUUCGCAUUCUUAGUUGUUUCUUUUUCAGGACCAUUAGCAUCUGCCCCUAACAUAAUCCAUACACCGCAUUGCUCAUGGUACUCGGAUGCCUCAUGUAAAGAGUUACGAACAUCGGCAGCACGUGAAGUUCGACGAGCAAUCAUUGGCAGGUGCCCGCAGGAUCUCAGUAACUGUGUCAAUAAGGAGGCCAUUCUUGCUGGACAUACGCGGAGGCCAACGUCAUCCGCAUCCGUUUCGGCUAAUGUUUCGAGCUCCUUCAACCCGCUUAUGCCAUCAUUUGGAACUUCCAUUGCUGAAGUCAGUCAGUCAGUCAGCCAAGUAGUGUUCAUUGCAGGAUUCAACGGUUUACAAGUUGGCGGAAAUUUGCCUUCAUUUCCCUACUCGAAUCCACUGCUCGCGAUGGGUAAUCCGCUGCUCAAUCCGUUGAUGAUGAAUCCGAGUACAGCAGCGCUGGCCACUUUUGCGAAUGCAGCUGCUGCGAACACACCGCAUGCUGCCCCUUCCGCUGCACUUUCAUCGUUAGCCGCUGCAUCCUCAGCAAUGGCCACCAGUAGUGCGCCAGCUGCCCCAGUUGCCAGGCAAUCACCAGCUGUUCAGAUGUCGCAUUCGCCAAAAGCAAACAACAGCAAUCAUGCCACUGUGUCACCAGCAAUACGAUCAACAUCUUCACCUGAUGGUUCAGCUGAUUUGAAAGACGGAACUCCACCAACACAGCAGCAGCAGGUCAAUUCACAGCCUCAUCUGAACACCACCUCAUCAGCUGCUGCCUCACCAUGUAAAAGUCCAGCACCGUCUAAUCUACCUAAGAGAUAUUCGCUACGUUCACCGCAUACAGCGUAG
Messenger RNA from Gongylonema pulchrum, 861 nucleotides. NCBI's taxonomy places the organism in Eukaryota, Metazoa, Nematoda, Chromadorea, Rhabditida, Gongylonematidae. The record is from the annotation of a GenBank genome assembly.